AUUCAACAUCGAGUGUCAGGAUUUAGUCAUGAGUUAAGCAGCCCAGUCUACAAGGACAUGUUUGUAAGCUGGAGAGGACUCCAAGAGUCCCAGCUGCUCCCAGGAAAUUCCCCCAGAGACGUUUUUGGAGAGGAUUUUCAAGCUCUUUUCGGAAAGUGGAUUGAAAAAGAGGAUUCCAGCGUGAGGUGAUCAGAGCGAUGUCUGCGCGGCAGGAGAGAGGAUUUAACUGAAUAAAGCCAGAGAAGUCGCUGAAGAUGGAUGUCCUGCAAACAUUCCUCCUGCUCUUCCUCCUGCACCAGGUUGUACCUGGGAAGGUGAACGGAGGAGCCACAGAUCUCAUCCAGCUGAGGGACGGGGACAGAGAGGAGACGUCUCCCACCCGGGCCAGUCCCAGGAUUAUCAACCCCCUGCGCUUGUUCGCCCGGGGCCCCUCGGAGCUCCAGAGCAACAUGAGAGAAAUGACAUAUUUACAGAACGUGGAGGACUUCUGGGACUGGUUAUCUAACCAGACAGACGUGGAGGCAGCGCAGACCAGGAUCAAACGCAGGCCCAUCGUCAAAACUGGCAAGUUUAAAAAGAUGUUCGGAUGGGGCGACUUCCACUCCAACAUCAAGACCGUCAAGCUCAACCUGCUGAUCACGGGCAAGAUCGUGGACCACGGCAACGGCACGUUCAGCGUGUACUUCCGCCACAACUCCACGGGCAUGGGCAACGUGUCGGUCAGCCUGGUGCCGCCCUCCAAGGUGGUGGAGUUCGAGCUGGCCCAGCAGUCCACGCUGGAGACCAAGGACACCAAAGCCUUCAACUGUCGCAUCGAGUACGAGAAGACGGACCGCAACAAGAAGACGGCGCUGUGCAGCUACGACCCAUCCAAGGUGUGCUACCAGGAGCACACGCAGAGCCACGUGUCCUGGCUCUGCUCCAAACCCUUCAAGGUCAUAUGCAUAUACAUCGCCUUCUACAGCGUAGACUAUAAACUGGUGCAGAAGGUUUGCCCCGACUACAACUACCACAGCGACACGCCGUACUCCUCCACAGGAUGACCGGACUCUUACUAAGUUUGCAUCAACCUUUUUCUUUUCUUGCUAAAUUAAGGCCACGUUUACACAUAGCCGGGUAUUUUACAAAAACGGAUAUUUCCCCUUCUACGUUUUGAAAAAUACCAUAAUUUCCAGGAACCUGCAUAAAUACGCUGUUAACGUGCUAUGAGCAGCCAAACCUACAGGGGGCAGUGUAACGAGAAGAUAAAGUCAUGCUAGCCAAUCAGAAUCCUGGAAAAAUACAACAACAAAUGACACGAGUAACUUCCAGUUUCUUCCAAGAUGAACGAGAGUCUUUCGUUUGGAGUGACAGAGAAGUGGAGUUACUUUUAAGUGUGACGUUAAAAUAUAAAACAGGUAAAAUACAAGAAAAUAUUGACGGUGGCCAAACAAAUUGUAACCACAGGUCGCACUAAUGACGCUGGUGACGCUUCUGUCUCAUAAUGUGACGUUCUGAAGCCUAAAUGUCCGUUUCUCUCUGUUUACAAGCAAAAAUGAAGACGGAGGUUUUGCAAAUCUCCACUAUGGCCGGAGUUUUCAGAAAUGAUGGUUUUUGGAGACUUUGAGCUUCGUUUUUGUUUAAACGAACGGCCAAAACGCAUGAAAACACCACCGUUUUUGCUACGUGUAAACGGGGCCUGAAAGUAAAUGUCAAGCUCUCAACUCCUUCUCCCAAAAUACCUAAAUACCUGUAUGUUGCAGGACGGGCAACAAAAAAGGGCAAAAAGCUGAAUGGGGUUCACAACAUUUUUUUGUAUAUACUGCACACGCAUUAAGAGUUAGAUUUGAAAUAGUUAGGUGUCCAGACUCAGCUGCAGUGACUGGUGUUAGAUUGGGAGAAGCUCGGGGGAAUCACGCUGUCACUGCUGCACAUCCUCUCUGUAAACCACGGCUGUAAUUACCCUGUUGUCCAGAUGUUUCCAGAUGUUUCCAGAUGGUUCCUGCAAGGCCAGACCAGAGGCAAAGGAGUCGUGCCAACUGGAAACGUGCACUUGGCUUCUGCACUGAUGCUACAGUAGCAUUUCCAAACUAUUUCCUCGCCUCAUUUGUAAUUUAUUUAUUUAUUUCAAAACAGGGAAAGUCCACAAUAAGACAUUCAUCUUUUACAAGAGAAUAUGCAUUUGUACCAGGUUGUAGCAGCUUGCUAUUUCCAGAGCUGGGUGGAGGAGCCAAACAUUGUACUCAAGUAAAAGUACUGUUACUUCAGAAUAAUAUGACUCAAGUAGAAGUAAAAAGUAGUCAUCCAAAUAAUUACUUGAGUAAAAGUAAAAAAGUACUUGGUGAAAAAACUACUCAAGUACUGAGUAACUGUUGAGUAACGUCUGAUUUAUUUUUUUAACACAACCAUUCAAACAGACAAAAGUACAAAAUAAACAUCUUCAGGCAAAUUAAAUCAAUAAAAUAAUAAAAUAAAUUAAAAUUAAUAAAAAAUAAAAAAUAGCUUAAAUUAAAACAUUCUUAAAGUAAAGUACUUUAAUACAUAAAAUAAAUAAAAUAAUAGCAGAAUAAAAAAAUAAAUUAAGCACAAGUAGCACAAAAUUUCCAGCCUUUGUACUUUUCUUUCUUAACCAGGCAGAACUAGAACAAACAUGAACUCAUAUAAACUCUGUGUGUGUUUGAGUCUGUUUAAAUGUGACAAAACAUGCAAAAACAAAAAUUUUUCCCAAAGAAUCACCCAGUGAUGUCAUGAGAUUGACGCGUACGUGGAUAAAAGGGAUAAAAGAAAAGUAACGAGCUCAACGUAGCCUAAUGUAGCGGAGUAAGAGGAACAGUUUCUUCUUCACAAAUCUACUCAAGUAAAAGUAAAAAGUAUAGUGAUUCAAAACUACUCCUAAAAGUACAAAAUUUCCCAAAACUUACUCAAGUAAAUGUAACAGAGUAAAUGUAACUCAUUACUACCCACCACUGAUUUCUAGCUGUUUAUUCGAAAAAGGACAGUGUCCCUCCCCCCAGGGGAGUUUGAUCAAUAGGUACUUUACGAAUAAGCUUUGAAUGAUUAACACUGUUAAAGCUUGUUUUUAAUCUGUAUCUUUCUCACCAAGGGAUUGAAACAAUGCAAAUGGAUUGAUUUCACCUAAUUGACAAAAUGACAAAUUAAAUUGAUCCAGUAAAUCUCAUUUCAAAGAGACCUGAGAGAAUGAUUGUAAAUGAUCACACGCGUAAGCAGCACCCAUCCAUGGAGAUCAGUGCGAGGCCUGCAGGUAAGCCGGGUCUGAGAGCCGGCGUCUGUGUUUGCAGGAGUGUUUGCAGGAUGUUUGCAGGAGUGUUUGCAGGAUGUUAGCAGGAGUGUUUGCAGGAGUGUUUGCAGGAGUGUUUGCAGGAGUGUUUGCAGGAUGUUAGCAGGAGUGUUUGCAGGAUGUUUGCAGGAGUGUUAGCAGGAUGUUAGCAGGAGUGUUUGCAGGAUGUUUGCAGGAGUGUUUGCAGGAUGUUAGCAGGAGUGUUAGCAGGAGUGUUUGCAGGAUGUUAGCAGGAGUGUUAGCAGGAGUGUUUGCAGGAUGUUUGCAGGGGUGUUUGCAGGAUGUUUGCAGGAGUGUUUGCAGGAUGUUUGCAGGAGUGUUAGCAGGAGUGUUUGCAGGAUGUUAGCAGGAGUGUUUGCAGGAUGUUCGCAGGAGUGUUUGCAGGAUAGUUUGCAGGAUAGUUUGCAGGAUGUUAGCAGGAGUGUUUUCAGGAUGUUUGCAGGAUGUUUGCAGGAUGUUUGCAGGAGUGUUUGCAGGAGUGUUUGCAGGAUGUUUGCAGGAGUGUUUGCAGGAUGUUUGCAGGAGUGUUUGCAGGAGUGUUUGCAGGAUCUUUGUGGGAGUGUUUAGAGGAGUGUUUGCAGGAGUGUUUGCAGUAAGUGUUUGCAGGAGUGCUUGCAGGAUGUUUGCAGGAGUGUUUGCAGGAUGUUUGCAGAAUGCUCUGAGGCUCCGCCUGCGGAGGAGACGUCCGUUGGACCAGCAGCAGCAGAGACGGGGGGGGCAGUAAGUGCAGGACAGGUGGAUUUAGUGAGUCUGGCAGACAAUUAUCAGCCCUUUGUAACAGUCCUGCCACCAGCCCUGACAUCACCUGUCUCUAAUGGGCUUUAAUUAGCCUGGGAAUUCUCCUUUUCCAAGACUGGCAACAAUUGAAAUGUGGUAUAAAAAGAUGAUUUUUUUAAAGGCAGGAGCACAGAAUCUGGUUGUAAUAGAGGGUUUGCAUUGAUGUCACUUCCCCACAGGACCAGCCCCCUUACUGCACUGAGUGGCAAAAACAGCUGCAACUAGUGGAGAAGACGGAAUAACAGCUGAUUAUCAGCUUAAAUUAAAGGCAGUUGGACUUGACAGUGACCCGUACAGUUACCCCAAGAACCAGUGGUCCAUGGACAUUAAUAUUUGGUACAGUUACCAAGAACCAGUGGUCCAUGGACAUUAAUAUUUGGUACAGUUACCAAGAACCAGUGGUCCAUGGACAUUAAUGUUUGGCACAGUUACCAAGAACCAGUGGUCCAUGGACAUUAAUAUUUGGUACAGUUACCAAGAACCAGUGGUCCAUGGACAUUAAUAUUUGGUACAGUUACCCCAAGAACCAGUGGUCCAUGGACAUUAAUAUUUGGUACAGUUACCAAGAACCAGUGGUCCAUGGACAUUAAUAUUUGGUACAGUUACCAAGAACCAGUGGUCCAUGGACAUUAAUAUUUGGCCACCAAUCCAGUUUCCUGAUAUUUAUAUGUACUUAAUUUCUACACUGGGGAAAUACACGAAGCAAAGCUUGAAGGCUUACAAACGUCUUGACGCUUGGUCCGACUUCAAGGCAGGAUUUGUUGUAGAAAUUAAAGUGAUGAGGACACUGAACUUUAUGAUUUGACCGUUUAACGUUAGCUACCCAAAAAUCCAACAUUACCUGAUACAAAAUGGGAACCACAAAUCCAUGUUUCAGUGUCUGGAAUCCAGUUGUUUCUGUGAAUUGCAGCGAUCCAUUUGUCUCUCUUAAGCUUAUUUUUCAUCAGUCUAUAAAACGAUAACUCCGAUUUCUUGCUAAAUCUAUGAGUACAGUCGAUCGCACAACAGCUCUUUCCCAUUUUAGAUGUUUUCCAGUUGCUCAAACUGAAAGUUUACGCUGACACUCAGUCUUUCUGACACUCAGUCUUUCUGACACUCAGUCUUUCUGACACUCAGUCUUUCUGACACUCAGUGGGCGUAACCCGCCGUGAAGUCGCAUCUGUGACGUCAUGAACUUUCCCCCUGUUGCUUCUCCCAGCCGUGAAGCAGGUAUAAAUUGGUAUAAAUUGGUAUAAACUGGUAUAAACUGGUAUAAACUGCCUGACAUUUGUGAACAAGUGGUUACAUUCCAGUCUUGUAGUACUUGCUCUCAUGUGCUUUGAACUAACAGUCAGUAAAACAGUUUUAAAAGGUUUUCAUUGGAAACUAUCCGCACAUGAAAUGCCAUGGACUGUGUUGUGUACAUAUUCCGGGGUUUUGGGUUCGGGGCAUGAAUCUGUGGCCACAGCCGUUCCUUCUGUCAAUGCUACUUUAUUUGGUGCAUCCCCACGUCUUAUCUCAUCAGCUGUAAAUGUCCCUGUCACCUCGCUCCACGAGGUGAGGUGUAUUAUAACUCACACUUGAUCUAUGUUUAGUUUGACUCUGUGCAAAUGCUGUGUAUUACCGUGUAAGUCUGAAACUGUACGUGUUCAACUAUUACUUCAGAGAAAAUGAUGUCAAUUUAUCCUGUUUUUUCCAGAGAAAUAUAUCUAUAUAUGUAUAACCUUUUCUUAUUUUUGGUGUUUUAUCAGGAAUAUUGAAAAGAUAAUUGUCACAUUUAUUGUUUACAGCCACAUGCUCUGAUUGACCUUGUAAGUGCAGAUUGUUCCCGCUCGGAUUUUUUUGCGUACUUUCCUCUCGUCUGGAUGGAUUUCCUCUUCUGGGUGUCGUGUAAUCAGUACUGGAGUUGAGGGGGAUGAGGGGGGAUGAAAUAAAAAAAUCACCCCCCCUGAAAUAAAAAAAUCAUCCCCCCUGUAAAACUGCCAUCCGCCCUUUCCAUCCCUUAUGUCAUUUCAUCAAUGAAUGUGGUUUUACUGCUAUUUCAACAUUUAGGGUCAUCACCAGAAAAAUAACUUAUUUGACAAUUUUCACCUGUUUCAAGUCAAUUUUCACUUGAAAUAAGUAGAAAAAUCUGCCAGUGGGACAAGAUUUAGUCUUAUACAAGCAAAAAAAUCUUGUUCCACUGGCAGAUAUUUCUACUUAUUUCAAGUGAAAAUCGACUUGAAACAGGUGAAAAUUGUUGUUUUUGCCAGGGAUGAGUCUUGUUUUAAGUGUAAUGAGAUUUUUUUUACUAAAAUGAGACAUUUUAACCAGAAAUAAGACAAAUAUUCUUGUUAAGAUUGUGAGUUUUUGCAGUGAUCCAUGUUACUUAUCCUGUGAAGGACAGAGUCAUAUUGAUAAGUUCAGAAAAGUGUUUUUAUUGUUGUGUUUUGAUGUAUUUGAUGUAAGCCCAGUGGAUAUUUAAAGCUUACAGAAGGCUGCAUUUAACUGCUGCUAUGUCAUUCCUGCAGUAUUUCUGCAGGUGUUUUGGUCACUGCUAUUAUUUGUAAUAUAUUAUAUUAUUUGUAAUCAGCACAAAUGAUCUGUUCCCAUAUGAUAAAAUCCACCAUCCCCCUGAUUUAUUUUACAACUCCAGUACUGAGUGUAAUUAUACAUGUUGAUUCUGCAAAAUAUUUGUUUCCAAAAGUACAUUUUUGUUUAAAAUGUAAUGGUUAAAGAUCAGAUUUCAGUCUUUCUGGCAUUAAACUUGAUUUGAACUUGGCGGUCUGGUUGCCGUUCGCCGUUGUCUCGUUUCAUCUGGGAACGGACUCC
Messenger RNA from Cololabis saira (Pacific saury), 6844 nucleotides. It is a transcript of the gene nxph2a, whose product is annotated as neurexophilin 2a. The record is from RefSeq and is a predicted model, not a curated record. Gene Ontology annotation, molecular function: signaling receptor binding. The coding region runs from base 255 to 1043 and encodes 262 amino acids. NCBI's taxonomy places the organism in Eukaryota, Metazoa, Chordata, Actinopteri, Beloniformes, Belonidae. The transcript is spliced from 4 exons.